Leptidea sinapis is the source of this 3250-nucleotide messenger RNA. RefSeq names its product alpha-N-acetylgalactosaminidase. The coding region runs from base 256 to 1575 and encodes 439 amino acids. NCBI's taxonomy places the organism in Eukaryota, Metazoa, Arthropoda, Insecta, Lepidoptera, Pieridae. Gene Ontology annotation, molecular function: alpha-galactosidase activity. The record is from RefSeq and is a predicted model, not a curated record. Gene Ontology annotation, biological process: glycoside catabolic process; glycosylceramide catabolic process; oligosaccharide metabolic process. The transcript has 10 exons. Gene Ontology annotation, cellular component: cytoplasm.
UAGGGAAGGGAUCUGUGAAUGUCAGUCGGUGUUCGUCGGUGAACGCGGCUGCCUGUGAGACAUUCACGAACAGCAAGUGAAUUUGAAAUCGUUCAUUUGGACGAGUGUGUGAACGUGGUCUUAUAACAUCGGAGGAUUUUCGAUACUACAUAUUACACUACACUUGAACGUAUAAUAAUGCCAUUUGGUUGGUGACCACACAGCUUACAAGUCGCAGCUAAUGAUAUAACAAUUGUGAAAUAAAUAUCUGUGAUUAUGUCUUCAGUGAAAUGUAUAUGGACAGUUUUUGGCGUGUUGUGUGUUUUGGGACAAAUAUUGGGUUUGGAUAAUGGCCUGGCAUUGACCCCUCCCAUGGGAUGGCUGGCUUGGGAAAGGUUUAGGUGCAAUACGGAUUGCAAGAAUGACCCGGACAAUUGUAUAAGUGACCGAUUAUUCCGGACCAUGACUGAUAUCCUGGUCGCUGAGGGGUAUGCAGCAGCUGGCUAUGAAUACAUCAACGUGGAUGACUGCUGGCCAGAGAGAGAGAGAGAUCCUCGUGGAAGACUGGUGCCGGAUAGAGAACGGUUCCCGUACGGCAUGAAAAGUUUGUCUGACUAUGUACACAGCAAAGGGUUGAAGUUCGGUAUUUACGAGGACUACGGCAACUUUACGUGCGCCGGAUACCCUGGAGUAGUUGGGCAUCUCGAAGGAGAUGCCACCACGUUCGCGGCAUGGGGCGUCGAUUAUGUGAAGCUGGAUGGCUGCUACGCACUACCAGGUGAUAUGGAUCAUGGGUACCCGGACUUUGGCAGACAGCUGAACUUGACUGGGAGACAGAUGGUAUAUUCCUGCAGUUGGCCAGUGUACCAGAUAUAUGCUGGAUUACAGCCAAACUUCUCGUCUAUCAUUGAGCACUGCAAUCUGUGGAGAAACUUCGAUGACAUUCAAGACUCUUGGGCGUCAGUCGAGUCUAUCAUAGACUACUACGGAAACCAUCAGGAUACUAUCGUGCCCAACGCUGGCCCUGGACACUGGAAUGACCCAGACAUGCUAAUCAUCGGAAACUUUGGUCUAUCAUACGAACAGAGUAAGACGCAGUUCGCGAUAUGGGCGAUAUUGGCGGCGCCUUUGUUGAUGAGCGUAGACUUGCGCACCAUUCGUCCCGAGUACAAGGCUAUCCUACAGAACAGGAAGAUCAUCGAGGUUGACCAGGAUCCUCUGGGGAUACAGGGGAGAAGGAUAUAUAAGCACCGGGGUAUCGAGAUAUGGUCACGACCCGUCCUGCCGAUCCAGGGACAGUAUUACUCGUACGCUGUAGCGUUUGUUAAUCGCAGAACAGACGGGACGCCGUCUGAUGUGGCCGUCACCUUACGAGAGCUGGGCUUGAACAACCCCUCAGGGUACAGAGUUGAGGACUUGUACGAGGACGUCGACUACGGUGUUCUCUCGCCGCAGACCAAGAUCAAAGUGAAAGUAAACCCCUCAGGUAGUGUCGUAAUAUUGAGAGCCGACGCACAGCCAUCUUUUGCGUACAACGCUAUACCAACGAGGACGCCAUACUCGCCUCUCAACGACGUGUUCAGACUUAAGAAGUAAAUAGAAUGAUCUCAGAAUAACACGAAGCAAGUGUAAAACGCAGUACCCAGUUACCUUUAAAUGCAAAAUAAGCGAACGCACUAUUUUUUGUUAGGCUGGGUCCACAUGCCACGAACGACGGCGAAUGAAAGCUAACCAUAGAAAUCUAAAUUAAUAGGUACUAGAAAUAGAUACAUCCUCGCAGGUGACCUAUAGACCAUAUUAUGUGUGUUUCUAGUGUUUCGGUAACGCUCGGAAAAAUGGUGUUUUGUAAGGUAGACUGUAGAGUAUAAUUCAGUUGUAGAAGUUCAAGGGUGAGCAUUCGUGAAUGUGAAAGGGCCAAGAAAAUACUUCUUGUGUCACGCACACAAGAAGUUUCUCUUGCUCUGCAAUUGAAAACUGUUCAAAUAUAAUUGUAACUUAGUGGUAGAAAAACAACAAUGUAUAUCUCGCAUGGAAUUAUUUCUAUUAUCUAUUUAUUUAAACUUCUAUGAAACUAGCGAGCAAAAGAGAAAGAGCGUGUGAGCGAAGGAAGGAGAAGGGUGACCUUCCUAUUCGCCGAUGUUCCUUGUAUGUGGGUUAGGUCUUUAGACAAACUGUGACUUUUCCGGCACGUUCGCAAUCCACGAUCAAGUACAUAGACUUAGAAUAUACUAGUGUAUCCCGCGUUCCGUCCCACAUAAGGUAUUAUGACGUAGGGAGAAUGUAGACAUUUAAACUUCUUCCUUCUAAUAUAUCAUAGUUUGCGCCAAGUAAAAAGAGCACUGAAGGCAGGUGGAUGUGUUUGCACCAUAAACUUUGAAUAUACUAACGCAUAGACUCCUGAUAAUGCGAGACCAUUUUGUUUUGUCAAUGUGUGCAUUAGCUAACCACUAGGUUUAAUAUUCAAAGUACUAAGGAGCUACUGCCAAUCGUAGCUGACUGUUUAUGACUUGUCAAUCAAACAUUGGUUACAAUAACAGUAAUGUUGCUUUCCUUUUCUAUAUUGCUGUGUCUCCAUAAUUGUAUUGUAAAAAUCGAUAUCCGUAGUAUAUUGUAAAUUUAUGGUCUAGUAUAUUGUUGUUACUGGCUGUCAUUCUGUGCAUAAAAGACAACACCACACUUAUUAUUUAAGUACGUAGAGACGGCUUGUCUGUAUUUUUGAUACAGACAUCAGUUUUGCUUCCACAGAUUUAACAGAGACCCAUUAAAAUACUUAUUUGUUUGCUACAUUACUACUUGUUGUCCACGGUGCCAUAAAUUAUCGGUGCGCUAGUAACAAACGUAUGUGUGCUCCGGUGAAAUUAACGGCACAUGAGAUAUUCGAUCUUAUGUAUCAUUGAUCAGAAUAUCUUCAAAUUUGUAUAUAAUAGAUUCCGUUUUAACAUAAAUAUACCUACUUACUUCAUUGUUCAAGUGAUGUUUUCCUACAAUAACUUAUAUAUGUUGUGUUUUAACUGUUCCUUCAACUUUACUAUUGCUCAUUGGCGAGAUUUUAUUAAAGCAAUUUGGUUUUAAAUAGAUUUUAGUGAUGUUACCAAGAGUUUCGACUUGCCUAGAUGACAAUUUAUUUAUAUUUAGAUACGAGAGUGAGUAAUGGACGUUAAUGUUAAAGUGGAGAGAUACAAUUUUGCCAUUAUGUAGUACUUAGACUAAGGAUGUACAUUUAACUGUCUUUUAUUUAAGAUUUUUAUAAAUAAAAUAAUUUUUUAUCAUA